UCGUCAGGACAACUCUAACGGUUUCCUGCAGUGUCCUCUCUGGGUUCAUCUCAUCUCCGUAUCCAUCCACCAUGUCGCUCUCUGUUCGCACUACGUCCUCCAGGUCCCAAGGUCCCAAGACCGUGACCUCAAAGUCCAUAAUCACCAAGAGUCGUGGCUGUUCGACAGUCUUUCCGCAAAAGGCCUACAGCGUGUAUGGAGGUUGUUAUGGUGGAAACACCCGCAUCUCUUCCUCCUUGCUGCAUUCCAGAAUUGGAGGCGGUGGAGCAUAUGGUGGAGCAUAUGGUGGAGGAUAUGGUGGAGGAUAUGGUGGAGGAUAUGGUGGAGGAUACGGUUUUGGUGGAGGAUACGGUGGAGGAUAUGGCAUAUUGCCUGGAGGCUGCGUUGUAACUGACUUCCAGCUGAAUGAGAAGGCCACCAUGCAGAACCUGAACGACCGUCUGGCGUCCUACCUUGACAAGGUGCGCUCCCUGGAGGCUGCCAAUGCCAUUCUGGAGAGGCAGAUCCGCGAGUACUAUGAGAAGAAGGGGCCGAUUGCACAGAGGGACUACAGUGCCUACUGGAACACCAUCAGUGACCUGAAGGACAAGAUUAAAAAUGCUACCAUCCACAACGCCAACGUCCUCCUGCAGAUCGACAACUCUAGACUGGCUGCUGAUGACUUCAGGGUGAAAUAUGAGCAUGAGGUGGUGAUGCGUCAGUCUGUGGAGGCUGACAUCGCUAACCUGCGUCGCUUGCUGGACCAGACGAACCUGGCAAAGGCCGACCUGGAGAUGCAGAUCAAGAGUCUGCAGGAAGAGCUGGCAUUUAUGAAGAAGAACCACCAGGAGGAGCUGGCUGCACUGAGGUCUCAGCUGACAGGCACAGUGAACGUAGAGGUUGAUGCUGCUCCUCAGCAAGACCUGAACAAGAUUCUGGAGGAGAUUCGUGCUCAUUACGAAAACAUCAUACAGAAACACCGCAGGGAACAGGAAACCUGGUUUAAAAACCAGACUGAACCCUUGACCAAAGAGGUGGCCCACAGCACAGAGAUCAUACAAACGUCCAGGUCACAGAUCACAGAGCUGCGAAACACCUUGCAGAGUCUGGAGAUCGAGCUGCAGUCUCAACUCAGCAUGAAAGCAGCACUGGAGAACUCACUAGCAGAAACAGAGGCUAGGUACAGUGCUAUGCUAGCAGGCUACCAGAACCAAAUCAACAUACUGGAAGCUGAGCUGUGUCAAAUGCGGGCUAGCAUUGAGCAACAGGGACGAGACUACGCCUUGUUGCUGGACAUCAAGAGCCGUCUGGAGCAGGAGAUCGCCACCUACAGGAACCUUUUGGAAAAUCAGGACUUUAAGACCCAAAUACCAGGUGGAGCUAUCAUUAUCUCAGGCGGAUCUCACUCUGUCUCCUCAGGUGGAUCUCACACUGUCUCAUCGGGUGGAUCUCACUCUGUUUCCUCAGGUGGUUCCCACACAGUCUCAACUGGUGGACCAACUAUCCAAAUAAAGCAAACCACCACCACUUCACACCGUACUUACUAAAGACAGAGCAUGCUGCUUUGUAAGACAGUAUUCAACACAUGCACACAUUUAAUUUAAAAUGAGUGUUAAUACACAUCAUUUGCGAUAUGACGAAGAACAAGGAAACAAGUGUUAUUUUUAAAAGCAUUGAAAGACACUUACUGUUGUGUUUUUGUGUGAAAGAAUAAAAACUGUCUCUGAAAAUAAAAGCGCUGUCAACAAUUA
Molecule: messenger RNA, 1730 nt
Organism: Ctenopharyngodon idella (grass carp)
Lineage: Eukaryota; Metazoa; Chordata; Actinopteri; Cypriniformes; Xenocyprididae
Product: keratin, type I cytoskeletal 19-like
Exons: 8
Coding region: 72-1526 (484 amino acids)
Molecular function (GO): structural molecule activity
Source: RefSeq, a predicted model, not a curated record